Molecule: messenger RNA, 1097 nt
Organism: Medioppia subpectinata
Lineage: Eukaryota; Metazoa; Arthropoda; Arachnida; Sarcoptiformes; Oppiidae
Source: the annotation of a GenBank genome assembly
UCGACGAAGAGGACUCACGUAUUAUGAGUGUCGGCAGACUCUGGAUAUAUGAGGCCCGGUAUCACAUCGAAGUGAAUAGAGUUCCGGCCGGCAAUUGGGUUCUCAUCGAAGGCAUCGAUCAGCCGAUAACGAAGACGGCGACGAUUGUGGACAUGAAAUUUGACGAAGAGUUGCAUAUUUUCAGACCACUUAAAUUCAACACUCAAUCAGUGAUUAAAAUAGCUGUGGAACCGGUCAACCCUUCAGAGUUGCCCAAAAUGUUGGAGGGAUUGAGAAAAUGUAAUAAAUCUUAUCUUCUAUUGAACACAAAAGUGGAAGAAAGCGGAGAACACGUUAUACUGGGAACCGGAGAACUCUAUUUGGAUUGUGUUAUGCAUGAUCUCAGGAAAAUGUAUUCAGAAAUAGACAUAAAAGUGGCCGAUCCUGUCGUCUCUUUCUGCGAGACAGUCGUCGAGACGUCUUCACUCAAAUGUUUUGCCGAAACGCCAAACAAAAAAAAUAAGUUAACAAUGAUUGCGGAACCUCUGGAGAAAGGGUUGGCCGAAGACAUUGAGGGCGAAGUCGUCCAAAUCAAUUGGAAUCGCAAAAAGUUGGGCGAAUUUUUCCAAACCAAAUACGAUUGGGAUCUAUUGGCCGCGCGCUCUAUUUGGCCCCGAUUCGAGGAAGACUUACUUAAAGGUUGCGCUCAUUUCAAGGAAAUGUUCAAUUCUAUUGAGCAAAGACUCGGAACCGAUGAGAAUGAAGACGAAUACAGUAAUAAAAUAUCGUGUAUUCAAUGGUCAGAAUUGCAAACAAUUAUCGCUAAUAUAGCAGAAUUGAGCGCUAGUCUAAAAUCUCUGGCCCUAUCGGCGCCUCAAAUGAUCAAUUAUUAUAAAAAGUCAUCCAUCGAUAAAAUUAUUGUUGAAUUUUACAAUCGACUCUUUCCUGUCCUUCAAAAUGAAUUGAAUUCCAGAUUUGAAUCGUCGGACAGCAGAGAAUUACUAAUGGAUCCAAAUUUUGUAAGCGAUUACUGCAAUCAAUACUCCAUCGAAACCGAUUUGGAAACGCUUUCAAAAGACAGUGAUUUAACUCAAUUUCAAAGUCUGGAUAAGACUCGA